ACUAAAAAAAAUAUUAAAGAUAUAGAGCUCAAACUAGUUUGACUUAAAUAAUAAUUUUGUAGAUAAAAUAUAUCAUCUUAUUUGUUUAAAAUCUGAUUAAAAUCCAGAGUGCUUUAAUUAUGGAUAAUCCGGAUAUAAGGUGCCGUUUAAUUGAUGCGAUUCGUCAUGGAAAACUGGAAACAGUAAGGGAGUUAAUAAAUUCUUACGGGCUGUCAUAUUCAGAAUCAUCGCCAAAAGGAUAUGAUUUACUUUGUGAUGCUCUUGAUAAUAAACAUUCGGAGAUUGCUAAAUUACUUUUAACAAGCGGCUCUGAAGUCAACAGUAAAACAUACAAUUAUAAAAACUCUUUUGAGACUCCCCUUCAUUUUGCUGUUAUAAAUGGUGACAUAGAAAUUAUGAAGAUGCUUCUAGUCAGAGGUGCUAAUAUUAAUGCUCAAAAUUCCUGUGGCGAAACUCCACUUAGUGAUGCGAUUAAAAAUAAUCGAUUAGAAAUUACUGAAUUACUUUUAAAACAUGAAGCUGAUGUUAAAGUUAAAAAUUGGCGUGGUCAAACUCCACUUUGUCAUGCGAUUCAAAAUAAUCGAUUAGAAAUUACUGAAUUACUUUUAAAACAUAAAGCUGAUAUAAAUGUUGAAGACAAAAACAGAAACACCCCACUAUUUUAUGCUAUUGAUAAUCAUAAUUUAAGAAUUAUCAAGCUACUUUUAGAUAGUGGAGCAAAUUACACGGAAAUUGUUGAACUUCUUUUGCAACAUAAUGCUGAUAUUAAUGGUAAAAGUCGUUAUGGUGAAACUCCACUUUAUGUUGCGAUUAAAAAUAAUCGAUUAGAAAUUACUGAAUUACUUUUAAAACAUAAAGCUGAUGUAAAUGUUGAAGACAAAAACAGAAACACCCCACUAUUUUAUGCUAUUGAUAAUCAUAAUUUAAGAAUUACCAAGCUACUUUUAGAUAAUGGAGCAAAUGUUAAAGAUUAUCCCGACCUAUUGUAUAUUGCUGUUAUUUGGGGAUACACGGAAAUCGUUGAACUUCUUUUGCAACAUAAUGCUGAUAUUAAUGGUAAAAGUCGUUAUGGUGAAACUCCACUUUAUGUUGCGAUUCAAUUUAAUCGAUUAGAAAUUACUGAAUUACUUUUAAAACAUAAAGCUGAUGUAAAUGUUGAAGACAAAGACAGAAUAACCCCACUAUUUUAUGCUAUUGAUAAUCAUAAUUUAAGAAUUAUCAAGCUACUUUUAGAUAAUGGAGCAAAUGUUAAAGAUUAUCCCGACUUAUUGUAUAUUGCUGUUAAUAAGGGAUGCACGGAAAUCAUUGAACUUCUUUUGCAACAUAAUGCUGAUAUUAAUGGUAAAAAUCGUUAUGGUCAAACUCCACUUUAUGUUGCGAUUCAAUUUAAUCGAUUAGAAAUUAUUGAAUUACUUUUAAAAUAUAAAGCUGAUAUAAAUGCUGAAGACAAAGGCAGAAAAACCCCACUAUUUUAUGCUUUUGAAAAGGAAAAUUUAAAAAUUACCAAGCUACUUUUAGAUAAUGGAGCAAAUGUUAAAGAUUAUCCCGACUUAUUGUAUAUUGCUGUUAAUAGGGGAUGCACGGAAAUCGUUGAACUUCUUUUGCAACAUAAUGCUGAUGUUAACGCUACCGAUGAAAACGGUGACACAGCAUUGCUUUUAACUGUAAGUGAUUGUUAUGAAGUUUCUAAUAGAUCUCUUGAUAGAGAUUCUUAUGUUAAUCUAAAGACGAAAAUUACUAAACUGCUUCUUAAUCAUGGUGCUAAUGUAGACGCUGAAACUCGAGGUGGUGAUACGCCACUUCAUUUUGCUGUCUACAAUGGAUAUUCACAAGUUGUUGAAGUUCUUUUAGAAUAUAAUGCAAAUGUCAAUGUUAGAGAAAAAACAAAUUUCGAGACACCACUCCAUAUGUCUGCACGAAGAAAAAAUGUAGAAAUUUGUAAAAUGCUUUUGAAUAAAGAAGUUGACGUAGAUGCUGGGGAACGGAAUGGAUUAACAGCGUUGCACAUGGCAACACUAGAAGGUUCCAACGAUAUUGUAAAACUAUUGCUUGAACGUGGUGCCGAAGUUGAUUCUAAAACUAAAUAUAAUAUUACACCCCUGUAUUUCAGUGCUCAAAGAGGUCAACAGGAAAUCAUUGAAACUCUCUUGAAAUUUGGUGCUGAUAUUAAUUGUAGAGAUAUAGAUGGCAAAACAGCACUCCACAUUGCAUCUCACGAAGGGCGUUUUAAAGUUAUCACAACUCUCUUGGAGUAUGGCUGUGAUAUUAAUUCUAGAGACAAGGAUGGCAAAACAGCACUCCACAUUGCAUCUAACGAAGGGCAUAAUGAAUUUGUUACAACUCUCUUGGAGUAUGGAUCUGAUAUCAAUAUUAUGACUUACAACGAUCUUACACCUCUUGAUUAUGCUAAAACUGCUGAAACUAUUGAAAUUCUUAAACGCCACAUAGUUCAAAUGAAAACCGCAAAUUUAUAUGUUAAUCAACGAAAUUUGCUUUCAGUUGAUGAAAUUUCCUAUGCUGAUUUUCAGAAAAACUGUGAGAAUGAGAUAACAAGCAUGAAGAGCGAGAAGAAUAAUUAUAAUAUUUCAUUUUAUGAUAUCUUGACAAAGAAUACUCUUUCAUUAGCAAUAUGUUUGAGGAACGAAAAUAUAGUGCAGAUUCUAAAAUUAGACGAUUAUAAAACAAAAUUUCCAAUAUAUGGAAGCAUGAUGAACAGUCGUUUCAGAAAUGGUAUGAAAAAAAAAGAGUUACUUGAGUAACGAAGAUUUAAAGAUUUCAAUUAAGUUUCUUACGUCUGAAUUUUACGAGUGAAGCCAAUUUUCUCGAUAAAUAACGAUUUUACACGAAAAAUUAUUUUAUUUAUGGUAAUCUUUUUUCAUGUAAAUUAACAUUUAUCGAGUUAAUUAACCUCUUUCAUAAAAUUCUAGAGGGUAACCUUUACGAAAGUAUUGCUAGGAGUGAAAAUUAAAGUUUUACGAGGACAUACAGUCGCUACUUAGUAUUAACAUUCCAAUGUACUUCGAUUACCGCAAACCUUGAUGGCCUAAAAUUACAGAUGUAAAAUCCACUAAUUUGUUUUGUACCGGAAUAUUUUGCUAGAGAAUACCAAAUUUUUAUACCAUGUAUAUAUGA
This is a messenger RNA of Chrysoperla carnea, 3132 nucleotides long. Its product is annotated as ankyrin-1-like. Lineage: Eukaryota; Metazoa; Arthropoda; Insecta; Neuroptera; Chrysopidae. Gene Ontology annotation, molecular function: protein binding. The record is from RefSeq and is a predicted model, not a curated record. The transcript is spliced from 4 exons. Bases 120 to 2759 code for a protein of 879 amino acids.